Messenger RNA from Haliaeetus leucocephalus (bald eagle), 2665 nucleotides. RefSeq names its product ezrin (gene EZR). The transcript is spliced from 13 exons. Gene Ontology annotation, molecular function: cell adhesion molecule binding; actin binding. The coding region runs from base 78 to 1838 and encodes 586 amino acids. The record is from RefSeq and is a predicted model, not a curated record. NCBI's taxonomy places the organism in Eukaryota, Metazoa, Chordata, Aves, Accipitriformes, Accipitridae. Gene Ontology annotation, biological process: regulation of cell shape; positive regulation of early endosome to late endosome transport; regulation of organelle assembly. Gene Ontology annotation, cellular component: cytoskeleton; filopodium; plasma membrane.
GGGCGCUCGGCUGAGGCGAGGCAGCCGCUGCAUGAACGUUUCUCUUGGGAGCCGGAGAAGCACCCGCAGCCCUCAAAAUGCCGAAGCCGAUCAAUGUUCGAGUUGUUACUAUGGAUGCAGAGCUGGAGUUUGCCAUCCAGCCAAACACUACAGGCAAACAGCUGUUUGACCAGGUGGUUAAAACCAUAGGUUUGCGAGAAGUGUGGUACUUUGGUCUUCAGUAUGUGGACAACAAAGGAUUCCAGACUUGGCUGAAGCUUGAUAAAAAGGUUUCUGCUCAAGAAAUCAGAAAGGAGAAUCCCCUCCAGUUCAAAUUCCGUGCCAAGUUCUUCCCAGAAGAUGUGUCUGAAGAGCUGAUCCAGGACAUCACACAGAAGCUCUUCUUCCUGCAGGUGAAGGAAGGGAUCCUCAGCGAUGAGAUCUACUGUCCUCCUGAAACAGCAGUACUUCUUGGCUCCUAUGCUGUGCAGGCCAAAUUUGGAGAUUACAACAAAGAUGUGCACAAGCCUGGAUACCUCAAUUCAGAACGUCUGAUCCCCCAAAGGGUGAUGGACCAGCAUAAACUCUCCAGAGAGCAAUGGGAAGAACGGAUCCAGGUGUGGCAUGCUGAACACAGUGGCAUGCUGAAAGAGAACGCCAUGCUGGAAUACCUGAAGAUUGCUCAAGACCUGGAGAUGUAUGGAAUCAACUACUUUGAAAUCAAGAAUAAGAAAGGAACUGACCUUUGGCUGGGGGUUGAUGCCUUGGGGCUCAACAUCUAUGAAAAGGAUGAUAAACUGACUCCAAAGAUUGGGUUCCCCUGGAGCGAAAUCAGAAACAUCUCUUUCAAUGACAAGAAGUUUGUUAUAAAGCCUAUUGACAAGAAGGCACCAGAUUUUGUGUUUUACGCCCCUCGUCUGAGAAUUAACAAGAGGAUCCUGCAGCUCUGCAUGGGCAACCAUGAACUGUACAUGCGGCGCAGGAAGCCUGACACCAUUGAGGUGCAACAGAUGAAAGCCCAGGCCCGGGAGGAGAAGCAACAGAAACAAAUGGAAAGGCAACAACUAGAAAAUGAGAAGAAGAAGAGGGAGACAAUUGAGAGGGAGAAAGAGCAAAUGUUGAGGGAGAAGGAGGAGCUGCUGGUGAGGCUACAAGAGUAUGAGGUGAAGACUCAGAAAGCAGAGAAAGAGCUCUCAGAUCAGAUCCAAAGAGCCAUUCAGCUGGAGGAGGAAAGGAGGCGAGCCCAGGAGGAAGCAGAACGCUUGGAAGCUGAUCGUUUGGCUGCUCUGCAGGCCAAGGAAGAGCUGGAGAGACAAACUAUGGACCAGAUAAAGAGCCAGGAACAGCUGGCUACAGAGCUUGCCGAGUAUACAGCCAAGAUUGCACUUCUUGAAGAGGCAAGGAGGCGUAAAGAGAGUGAGGUUGAAGAGUGGCAAAUCAGAGCCAAGGAAGCCCAGGAGGAUCUGGUAAAGACAAAAGAGGAGCUACACCUGGUAAUGACUGCUCCGCCUCCACCCCCACCGCCUGUCUAUGAGCCAGUGAACUACCAUGUCCAUGAUAACUUGCAAGAUGAAGGAUCUGAGUACUCUGCCUACAGCGCAGAGUUCUCCAGCGAGGGGAUCAGGAAUGACCGCAACGAGGAGAAACGCAUUACUGAAGCAGAGAAGAAUGAACGUGUACAGAGGCAACUGAGGGCGCUGACAGAUGAGCUGGCCCAGGCUAGAGAUGAAAAUAAGAGGACCCACAAUGAUAUUAUCCACUCAGAGAACAUGCGACAAGGACGUGACAAGUACAAGACGCUGCGGCAGAUCCGGCAAGGCAACACCAAGCAGAGAAUUGAUGAGUUUGAGGCAAUGUAAUGAUGCUUGUAACAAGAAGGCAGGACUGUGGGAAAGGCAGAUCAUAAUGCUGUGUUCUUGUUUUCUUUUGGGGUUGUUUUUGUUGUGGGUUUUUUUCCCCUGUAUGACACUUAACAAAUAUUCUCUAAACCCAGAGGUGUUUGAAUCUCCCUUUUAUUCCAUACCUUCUAUCAAAUUUGGUAUAGUUAAAAACUCAUUGUACCACUGAUCCUGAUAACUUGCUCAUGCCUUUGCUUAGUGCCAAAAGGCCUUAUGUUACAUCUCUCUUAAGCAAGACAAAUUGUAAUACACCAUGCUUCUAGUUAAGAUAUGUGUCCUGUGCAGGUGCUGGAUUCAGCUUGGUCUAAAAACAAGCAACUGUGGGUGAAUUUUGUGCCAUAUGUCUUUGUAUUAUUAGUUACAGUGUAAAGUCCAACAGAUGAGAAGACAGGCUGUAGAACUCAGGAUUUGCAAGCACCUGUGUGUAUGGGUGCACAUGUGUUUGUACACUCCGUUUUUUUUUCCUUGGUCUUGAUGCCCAUGUUUCCCCCCCCCCCCCCCCCCUUCCCCCCCCCCCCAAAAGAACUGACAACACCUUAGAACUACUUUGUGUAGAAAUUAGGCUUCUUCUGGUUGCUGUUCUCAACUGGAAAAAUUCUGUAACGAUGGUUCAGAAGUGUGGCAUAGGGACACUGAUACCCUCCUGAUGUAACAACUAGGCAAAUACUCUGUUGGAAUCCAAUACGCUACUGUGUUUGCAUUCCAGCUUCAUUACUGAUCAGUUAUAGUGUAGUAUUUAUAUAUAUAAAAAACAUGCAAUACAUGGAUUGCAAUACUAGUUUGAAGGG